Messenger RNA from Schistocerca americana (American grasshopper), 702 nucleotides. Its product is annotated as seminal vesicle major clotting proteins-like. The transcript has 2 exons. Bases 1 to 702 code for a protein of 233 amino acids. Lineage: Eukaryota; Metazoa; Arthropoda; Insecta; Orthoptera; Acrididae. The record is from RefSeq and is a predicted model, not a curated record.
AUGCAGCAAAGGAAGCACAUGCUGCAAAGGCAGCACAUGCUGCAAAGGCAGCACACAUUGAGAAGCCUGAAACACACUGGAAAGGCAGCACAAACUGGAAAAGCAGCAUAUACUGGAAAGGAAGAACACAGUGGAAAGGCGCAGACAUUGCUCAACUUGAGAGGACAGCUCAACUUAAGAGGGCAGCUCAACUUGAGAGGGCAGCUCAACUUGAGACGACAGCACAGCUUGCGAGGACAGCACAGCUUGCGCGGACAGCACAGCUUGCGAGGACAGCACAGCUUGCGAGGACAGCAAAGCUUGCGAGGACAGCACGGCUUGCGAGGACAGCACGGCUUGCGAGGACAGCAUGGCUUGCGAGGACAGCACAGCUUGCGAGGACAGCACAGCUUGCAAGGACAGCACAGCUUGCGAGGCCAGCAAGGCCUGCGAGGACAGCACAGCUUACGAGGACAGCUCUACUUGAAAGGACAGCUCAACUUGAGAGGACAGCUCAACUUGAGAGGACAGCUCAACUUUAGAGGACAGCUCAACUUGAGAGGACAGCUCAACUUGAGAGGACAGCUCAACUUGAGAGGACAGCUCAACUUGAGUGGACAGCUCAACUUGAGAGGACAGCUCAACUUGAGAGGACAGCUACACUUGAGAGGACAGCUCAACUUGAGGGGACAGCACAACUUGAGAGGACAGCACAACUUGUGA